Molecule: messenger RNA, 2083 nt
Organism: Boeremia exigua
Lineage: Eukaryota; Fungi; Ascomycota; Dothideomycetes; Pleosporales; Didymellaceae
Exons: 3
Coding region: 93-1868 (591 amino acids)
Biological process (GO): RNA 3'-end processing
Cellular component (GO): nucleolus; TRAMP complex
Molecular function (GO): poly(A) RNA polymerase activity; mRNA binding
Source: RefSeq, a predicted model, not a curated record
GGUAUCAGUCGCGAAUUCAGACUUCGAGGCAAGCGCGGUCGAGCGGCACCAACAGAGGCCUUGCUGCCCGUCGCCAUCAGUGAAGGCCUCCCAUGCACUCAAUCCGCCCACGGCCGAUCUGUCGCGCCCGUAACGCCCUCUCGCCGGCAAACGCUCUGUGGCAGCACUUCGUUGCAUUAGACCAGCAUCUUCCACACCGACCGCCCAAAUCUUUGUUCGCGACAGAAGCUACGCAAGGCCAUCAUGGUACAGCUGUCAAGCCGGGGAGGGAGAGCCAGGUUGUGAGGAUAGUCUCGGGCGAAUCCCUGUACAGGAAGCACACGCAUGCAAGAGAACACCAGCAGAAGCAUGAAGUACGCACUCAGGAACAGGAACGGACAAGAAAGGGAAAACCGGGGCAUCGGGGAGAUUCAGGACAGGACCAGCAAAAGAUUUUGUCCACAGCGCAAGCAGCCUACAACUCUUUGCUUGAUUACGAGGGCGUGGUUGUGCGACCGGUCGCCUGUCGUCCAUGGAUCGAAUCCAAGCUUCCGUGGGUGGCGCCAAACCGGGAUUCGAUUAAGUCUGCAUCAGACAGGCUGAAUCUCGAAAUACAACGGUUUCAUGACUUCAUUCGACCGAGCAAAGACGAAAGUUUUGCCCGAAGGCACGUUAUCGAGCAGGUGCGCCAGCACGUCCAAACAUUACUCCCACGUUAUACCCUUGAAGUGUUUGGCUCAGAGCGGACGGGCUUUGCCUUCGCCGGAUCAGACAUUGACAUGCGACUCAUCCCUAUCCAUGUCCUGUCACAGGACCCUCGAUCGAAUCUGCCGCCUAGUUUCAGAGAACGAAACAGGCGUACGGGAGAUCUCCAAUUUCUCCAUAAACAAAUCGUGCGCAGACGCGCAGAUCACUACCUGCUUUCCGUGAUACGGUGGGCACGUUACCCCUUGAUCUCGUUGCAAGAUCGAGCCUCUGGCUUGGACAUCCAAAUAGUGUUGUCCAACGAUACAUCCAAGAGCCGAGAGUACAUGCAGCGCUACGUAGACGAGUAUCCCUACCUCCCAGAGCUCUACUCGGUUAUCAAAGCUACCCUGGAUGUCCGCGGCCUAACGGACGUCUAUCGAGGAGGCAUCGGCUCGUACGCGCUCUUCAUGAUGAUCGUCGCCAGUCUCAAGCACAAGCUGAAACAGAUUGAUGACGCAGCUGGGGCUCUGGACAACUUCUUUCGCUUUUGGUCUACCCUCAACACUCACGAGCGCGGUGUUUCAAUCGAACCAGCAGAGCUUUUCUAUAAAACAACUGAAGCUGUCAUGCCCGGGAAAGCGAUUGCGGAAGGCAAGGUUACAAGUCUCCCGCAAUGGAUGAUGUCUCUCCGCGACCCCGCCGACAAGACCAACGACCUCGGACGCAAGGUCGUGGCCUGGAAUCAUAUACGCGUGACAUUCUCAAGCAUCCUUAAAACCCUCCGUACAAAUAUGGCUCACGACACUCGUGCAAGCAUACUCGCACCGCUCGUCGGUCCCACGUUCACACUUCACCAGCAGCACCGCCAAAAGUUAUCAGAAUACGGGCGCUCUUUGGCGCAAGCAUGCAAAAAACCUUCCCCGACCAAGCCCUCCUCUCGGACUCUCGACGAGCUUGCAACUAUCGCUAGAUCGAUUAGAGACGGUCACGUUCCAGUCAAAGAACCUACCAGCAAGCAGAUCAAUCACAGGAAAACUGCUGUGGACACAACACAUGUGGACAUAGUAAAAGAUGAAGCAGACGGAAUCAAUCCAUGGCUGAAUGACAACACGGAGGUAUCUGAUCACAAGGAGACCGAGGACGCCUUUUCAAAUCUGUUAGGUCUGAACCAGAUUUUUGAGAAAACCAAGCAGGAAGAUUAACCUGUUUGUAAGAAUCUAUGAUACCCUGUUUCACUACAUCACGCUCUUGUAAUCACGUAGGUUGGAGGAGAAGAAGAAGCUUGUUCAGCCAGAAGUGAUGAUAGCAAGCACUAUGAAUCCUGCUCAGCGUGCAAGCCGAGUCGCAAAGGUUAACUCCAUCGGUCCGCCAUGCCGUGAGAAGUCUGAUCUUAAUAUCCUCCACCGCAUGUCCGUCA